Molecule: messenger RNA, 4720 nt
Organism: Cynara cardunculus var. scolymus (artichoke)
Lineage: Eukaryota; Viridiplantae; Streptophyta; Magnoliopsida; Asterales; Asteraceae
Product: DExH-box ATP-dependent RNA helicase DExH7, chloroplastic
Exons: 34
Coding region: 56-4408 (1450 amino acids)
Cellular component (GO): intracellular anatomical structure
Molecular function (GO): RNA binding; ATP binding
Source: RefSeq, a predicted model, not a curated record
AGUUGCUCCGGCCACCCCUUCAUUCUCCGACCAUACCUCUAUCACACACAUAGACAUGGCUCCGAAGAAGAAGCAGCAACAGCAGAAGCAGAAACAGAAGUCAGCUUCUUCAUCUUCUUCGACCAAAAGUAAACCUCAAACUUCUACCGGUCCCAAACUCCAGAUAUCGGCGGAGAACGAGAAUCGGCUCCGACGGCUUUUACUUAACUCUAAUCGUUCGACGGCGGCUCCGGUUCAUGAAGAUUCUAAUCUUACCAAGGCACAAAAGGCAAAGAAACUACAUUCCGUUUACGAGAAGCUCUCUUGUGAAGGCUUCACUGAUGAUCACAUCGAACGUGCUCUCUCUCAUCUCAAGGAAAGUGCUACUUUUGAGGCUGCUUUGGACUGGCUAUGCUUGAUUUUGCCGCCAAAUGAUCUGCCAUUGAAGUUUCGCAGUAGCAGUGCACUUCUUCCAGAUGACGGUGGCUCUGUCGGCAUCAUAUCAACUGCACGAGAUGAUUGGACCCCUUUGGCUAACUCAUCAGUUGCUAUGGAAAAUGAAAUGCCAGAAAUAUCAAUCAAGAGUAAGGGGCAACGGAAAGUUGAUACAUUGGAUUCUUUUCAGCAGUCUCAAGCAGAUUGGAUCCGUCAGUAUAUGGAGCAACAAGAAGAGGAUGAAUCUGAAUCUUGGGAAGAUGACGUGAUGGACAAGGUCUCAGAGCCAAGAAGCUAUGAUUCUAUUCGCGAGGAAUAUCACAGUGCUCGGUUACAAGCUAUAAAUGCCAAAGAAAGAGGGGAUAAGAAAGGCCAGGAACAAUCUGGUCAAAUAAUUCGUAAACUUAAGCAAGAGAUGGCUGCCCUAGGUAUAUCGGUUGAUACCCUGGCUGCAGAGUUUGAGAGUCGCCAUCAUGUCAUUGCGGAAUCUCCUUGCCAGUCCUUGCCUUGCAAAAACCUUGAUGCUGUCACAAGUGAUGAAGAUAUGAAUUCUUCUGUCAAGCAAAUGGACUCAAAAGAUAAUGGAACUGUUAUAGAGAGUUCACAAGAUGUCUCGACCCUGGGUAUCUCUUUAAGUGUUCCCAGCCAUGAUGGAACUGUUGUGGAUGAGGACUCCGAAGAUAUUGAGCUUGGUGAUAUGUUCCUAGAAGAUUCGUCGUCUGGUCAAGUUUUGCAUCCCGAGAUUGUGGAGCUGCAAAAGAAGGAGAAGAUGAAAGAGUUAACUAGUGAAAAAAAUUUGGAGAAGUUAGAGGGAACCUGGAAGAAGGGGGAUCCACUAAAGAUUCCUAAGGCCAUUCUUCACCAACUUUGUCAAAGAUCUGGAUGGGAGGCCCCAAAAUAUAAUAAGGUGCAAGGCACAGGAGAUAGAUGUAGUUAUACCAUCAGUGUGAUACGUAAAGCUAGUGGGAGGGGUAAAAGCAGAAAAGGUGGAGGACUGACUACUCUUCAACUACCUACUCCCGGAGAAACGUUUGAAACUGCUGAGGAUGCACAAAACAGAGUUGCUGCAUUUGCCUUGUAUCAGCUUUUCCCUGACCUGCCUGUUCACUUGAUGAUGACAGAUCCAUAUGCUAAACUUGUUCUACAAUGGUUGGAAGGGGACCUAACAGGAGAUGUGAAAAGCACUGAAGUAGACAGACGGGGUGGUUUUGUGGAUUCUCUUCUUAAUGCUGAUGCAUCUGAUGCUGUUGUUUCUGUGGAUCUCUUGGAUACUUCUGCGCAAAAUGAUUCUCAAAUAUCUCAUGCCCAAGAGGAUAAACGUUCAAGAGCUGUUGGUAUUGAUACGAAUUCUGAAAGUGAUGAUCAUCAUAAACAGGUGGAGGGUUCUUAUCUCAAAAAGCAACAAGAGAAUAAAAGGAAAAUGAAAAAAUAUGAGGACAUGUUAAAAUCUAGAUCUGCACUCCCUAUUGCUGAGCUGAAAGGCGACAUAUUGCAUUUAUUAAAAGAGAAUGAUGUGCUUGUUAUCUGUGGAGAAACAGGUUGUGGAAAAACUACUCAGGUGCCUCAAUUUAUCUUGGAUGACAUGAUUGAAGAGGAGCAUGGUGGGCUUUGUAACAUUGUGUGCACACAACCAAGGAGGAUAGCGGCCAUUUCUGUUGCUGAAAGAGUUGCUGAUGAGCGUUGUGAAUCUUCACCAGGUUCUAAAGAUUCUUUGGUUGGGUAUCAAGUACGUCUUGAUAGUGCAAGAAAUGAGAGAACAAAGCUUCUGUUCUGUACAACUGGCAUUCUGUUGAGGAUGAUUGUGGGAAACAAAAGCUUUGCUGAUAUAACUCAUGUUAUUGUUGAUGAAGUGCAUGAACGUUCUCUCUUGGGUGAUUUUCUACUAAUUAUUUUGAAGAAUUAUAUCGAGAAGCAAGCUGCCCAAAGCACACAAAAGCUGAAAGUUAUCCUUAUGUCUGCAACAGUUGAUUCACAACUAUUCUCACAUUACUUUGGUGACUGCCCCGUUAUUCAUGCACAAGGACGAACACAUCCUGUGGUGUCUCACUUUCUUGAGGAUAUUCAUGAAAAUAUUGAUUACCGGCUUGCUUCAGAUUCCCCAGCUUCUUUGAGAUCUGAUACACCAAAACAAAAGGGUGCUGCUGUUGACAACCACAGGGGAAAGAAAAAUCUUGUCUUAUCUGCAUGGGGUGACGAAUCUGUUUUAUCAAAAGGCUAUACAAACCCUUAUUAUGUUCCAGAAAACUAUCAAGCAUACAGUGAACAAACGCAGCAAAAUUUGAAAAAGUUGAAUGAAGAUGUUAUUGAUUAUGAUCUUCUUGAGGACCUGAUUUGUCACAUUGAUGAAACUUACCCAGGGGGGGCAAUAUUGGUCUUUCUACCAGGAGUUUCUGAAAUUCACACAUUGCUGGACAAGUUAGCUGCUUCAUACCAAUUCCGUGGACAAGCAUCUGAAUGGCUUUUACCAUUACAUUCAUCUAUUGCGUCUUCUGAUCAAAAAAAGGUGUUUUUAAGACCUCCUGAUGAUAUCCGUAAGGUAAUAAUAGCCACAAAUAUUGCAGAGACUAGUAUUACAAUAGACGAUGUAGUCUAUGUCAUUGACUGUGGCAAACACAAGGAGAAUCGCUACAAUCCACGGAAGAAACUGUCAAGCAUGGUUGAAGAUUGGAUAUCCCGAGCUAAUGCAAGGCAGCGAAGGGGAAGAGCUGGACGUGUGAAACCAGGAAUCUGCUUUUGCUUGUAUACACGUCACAGAUUUGAAAAGCUCAUGCGGCCAUUUCAGCUUCCAGAGAUGCUGCGGAUGCCAUUGGUAGAAUUGUGUUUGCAAAUUAAAUUACUUUCUCUGGGUCGAAUAAUGCCAUUCUUACAGAAGGCCCUUGAACCCCCAACAGAAGAGGCCGUUACUUCAGCAAUUUCAUUGUUAUAUGAGGUUGGUGCCAUUGAAGGUGAUGAAGAGUUGACGCCUCUUGGGUAUCAUUUGGCAAAACUCCCUGUUGAUGUAUUAAUUGGAAAGAUGAUGUUAUAUGGUGGAAUAUUCGGUUGCUUAUCACCAAUCUUAUCGAUCUCAGCAUUUUUGAGCUACAAAUCACCAUUUAUAUACCCAAAGGAUGAGAGGCAUGCUGUCGAGAGAGCAAAGUCUGCUCUAUUGAUUGAUAAAGUUGGUGGUGAAAAUGAUCUGGAUAAUGGGAAUCGCCAGUCUGACCAUUUGGUGAUGAUGAUUGCAUAUAAGAAAUGGGAGAAAAUUUUACGGGAGAAUGGAGCUAAAGAUGCAGAAAGGUUCUGCAAAUCAUAUUUUUUGAGCAGCUCUGUUAUGUACAUGAUAAGGGACAUGCGGGUACAAUUUGGGACGUUGCUGGCUGACAUUGGUCUCAUUGACCUCCCAAAAAAUUAUCAGAUUGGGGGUAAAUGGAAAGAAAAACUUGACAGUUGGUUUUCAGAUACUACACAAACAUUCAAUGUUUAUUCAAGUCACUCCUCAGUCGUGAAGGCGUUGCUUUGUGCUGGUUUAUAUCCCAAUGUAGCUGCCACAGAACAAGGCAUCUCUGAGAAAGCUCUAGGUAGCCUUAGACAGUCUGCAGGUCCUACAUCGGACGACUCUCAUGUGUGGUUUGAUGGAAGAAGAGAAGUCCACAUUCACCCUUCUUCUCUCAAUAGCAACUCAAAAGCUUUUCAGUACCCAUUUCUGGUUUUCCUGGAAAAGGUGGAGACAACAAAGGUAUUCCUUCGAGAUACAACCAUCACCUCCCCCUACUCUAUUUUGUUGUUUGGUGGUUCCAUGAACAUUCAACACCAGAGUGGUCUUGUAACGAUAGAUGGUUGGUUGAAAAUGGCUGCACCAGCUCAAACUGCUGUCCUCUUCAAGGAACUUCGGCUAACUCUUCAUUCAAUUUUGAAGGAGCUAAUUAGGAAGCCACAGACGGGAAACAUAGCUGAGAACAGCGUUAUCCAGUCUAUAGUACAUUUACUAUUAGAAGAAGAUAAACCUAAACCUUGAUAUUUUACACGGAGUCCAUGAAGAACGGAGAUUGAAAGAUAUCGAGCCUUGUUAUGCAUUCGUGCUAAUCGGCUUUUUAGGAGAAGGGUUUUGUAUCUUAUGUGUAGUACAACAUAGUUUUUAAUGAGUGAUCCGGUCGGGUUGGUUCAUCAUUAAACAUAGUUUUAGCCUCUUGUGGGCAUACUCAUCAUGAAUGGUUGGUUUUACGAUUCUCGAGAUAUUUACGGUUCCUAAAUAGAUUUUCUUAUUGACCAUAUGUAAUACUCAAAGAUAGGUGUCUGAAUGCAGAAGGUUCAUUUUGGUUUGUAUUUA